AUGUUUCAAAUCCAAUCUCGAGCGAAUCCGUCGGGAAAUUCAAAUCGAAAAACAAACGUUCAAAAUCCAGUCACACUUAUUAGGAAUGUCAUUAGCCUGAAAUCUAGUGAAUACUUAACAUUAAAACCUGAUCCGAAUAACAUCGGUUCUCAAGACUUUGAUUUCAUUGCCAAUCCCAAGGGAAUCAAUGAAACUUAUGUAGUAAAAACGAUUCAAUUCGAUGAUAUCCUUCCAGUACUGAAAGGCAAACAAAUUCGACAUGCAAUCAUGAAAAUGGAUAUUCAAUAG
Adineta ricciae is the source of this 288-nucleotide messenger RNA. The record is from the annotation of a GenBank genome assembly. NCBI's taxonomy places the organism in Eukaryota, Metazoa, Rotifera, Eurotatoria, Adinetida, Adinetidae.